Molecule: messenger RNA, 2743 nt
Organism: Antrostomus carolinensis (chuck-will's-widow)
Lineage: Eukaryota; Metazoa; Chordata; Aves; Caprimulgiformes; Caprimulgidae
Gene: MORC3
Product: MORC family CW-type zinc finger 3
Exons: 16
Coding region: 170-2743 (857 amino acids)
Cellular component (GO): PML body; nucleus
Molecular function (GO): ATP hydrolysis activity; zinc ion binding
Source: RefSeq, a predicted model, not a curated record
UCCAAAGUUCUUGCAUACCAACUCUACCAGUCACACUUGGCCUUUCAGCGCAAUUGCAGAACUUAUAGAUAAUGCUUAUGACCCAGAUGUGAAUGCUAAACAGAUAUGGAUAGACAAAACGGUGAUAAAUGACAAUAUAUGCUUGACAUUCACUGAUAAUGGGAAUGGUAUGAACUCGGAGAAGCUGCACAAAAUGCUAAGCUUUGGCUUCAGUGAGAAAUCUGUGAUGAAUGGCCGUGUUCCAGUGGGACUGUAUGGAAAUGGGUUUAAAUCAGGGUCCAUGCGCCUAGGAAAAGAUGCAAUAGUCUUCACCAAGAACGGAGAAACCAUGAGUGUGGGCCUGUUAUCUCAGACUUUCCUUGAAGUCACAAAAGCGGAACAUGUCAUGGUUCCUAUAGUGACGUUCAACAACCAACGACAGAUAAGUGAUCCAGCAGAAUCCAAAAACAGCCUGAAGGCCAUCUUAACGCAUUCUUUAUUUUCUAAUGAGGAGAAAUUACUGGCAGAGCUAGAUGCUAUAAUAGGGAAAAAAGGAACAAGAAUUAUCAUUUGGAAUCUCCGAAGAGAUAAAAAUGACAAAACAGAGUUUGACUUUGACAAGGAUAAAUACGACAUCAGAAUUCCAGAAGACUUAGAUGAAACAGGCAAAAGAGGAUAUAAAAAACAAGAGAGAAUGGACCAGAUUGUUCCAGAAAGUGACUACUCACUACGAGCUUAUUGCAGUAUUUUGUAUCUGAAACCAACAAUGCAGAUCAUUUUGCGAGGACAAAAAGUGAAAACACAGCUGGUUUCCAAAAGCCUCGCCUUCAUUGAACGCGAUAUAUAUAGGCCCAAGUUUUUGAAUGCUAAAACAGUAAGAAUUACAUUUGGAUUUAACUGCAGAAACAAAGAUCAUUAUGGAAUAAUGAUGUACCAUAAAAACAGACUCAUCAAAGCUUAUGAAAGAGUAGGCUGUCAGUUAAAGGCAAACAACAUGGGUGUUGGUGUAGUUGGGAUUAUUGAAUGCAACUUCCUAAAACCAACUCAUAACAAACAAGAUUUUGACUACACAAAUGAAUACAGACUUACGAUAGCUGCAUUAGGAGAAAAGCUCAAUGAUUACUGGAAUGAAAUGAAAACGAAGAAAAAUGGAGAAUAUCCAUUAGCUUUGCCAGUUGAGGAGAUACAAAAACAGCCUGAUCAGACAUGGGUACAAUGUGAUUCAUGUCUGAAAUGGCGGAAGCUGCCAGAUGGAAUAGAGCACUUGCCAGAAAAGUGGUACUGCUCACUGAACCCUGACCCACAAUUCCGGAAUUGUAAUGUGCCAGAAGAACCAGAAGAUGAUGACUUAAUACAUCCUACAUAUGAGAAAACUUACAAGAAAAAAGACAGGGAAAAACUGAAGAAGCGACUAGAGUACAGCCACCAGAUCAAUAAUGAAAUGUUUUUAAAAACACCUGUUUCUUCAAGUAAAGACUUCAGAACAUUCUCAGCUGUGAGUGGAAAGGAAGCUGUUUCAAGAUCAGUUUUACCAGAAACAUCAAAUGCUUCUGUCAAAAGACCUCUGCUUAUUUUAAAUAGAUCAGUAUCUUCACCUCAUUCUGAUUCUGACAACAGUCUUAAACGGAAGACACCGAGUAGUGCGACAUCUGUGUCUUUAAAGACACCUCGAUUAAAUGACAAAGCAUUCAACAACCAUGAUGAUGAUGAUGAAGAUGUCAUUAUUUUAGAGGAGAGCAGUACUCCAAAGCCUUCAGCAGAUUCUGACGUUUCUGUAGUAAAAACUGAAUGUAUUAAUUUGGAUCAUGAGGAGAAGCAGAAAGAAAACUGUGAUGGUGGAGAACCUUGCAGUGCAGCUGCUUCGGAAUCAAAAAGUGAACAGUUGACCUCAGCGACACAGACAGAGCUCCCAAGCCUAGUUGUUAAAAAGGAAGAGGUGGAGGAUGACACCGAUAUUCAAGUUCCGAGGGCAGAGGUGGAAACUAAACAGCACAAUGUUAAUGAUGUUUCUGAAACAUCUGUAGAUCUUGGAAAUGAACUGAAAAAUCAGCUGCAGUUACUAAACAAAGAAAAAGAAAUGUACCAAAACAAAUGUGAAGUAUUAACCAAACAAGUAGAAACACUGGAAGAGAGGAUUUUAGAAAUGAAUAAUAAGUAUGUAAAAAAAGAAAUGUGCCAUCAGUCAACUGAGACAAUUUCUUCAUUUGAAGAAGAAAAUGUUCAUGAAAGAAGUUUGUCAGAAGUGACCAUUCUCUAUGAACAGGCCUUAGAAGAAAUAGCAAAACUAAAGGAACAAUGCAGUACCCUGCAGAACUUAAAAACUGAAUGCAGCAAGUGUGCCGAGGGUGAAAGUAAGAGCGAGGUAGAUGAAAUGGCUGUGCAACUGGACGAUGUUUUCAGGCAACUUGACAAGUGCAGCAUUGAGAGAGACAGAUAUAAAAGUGAGACUGAACUACUAGAAGUGGAAAAAAAUCAAAUUGCCUGUCAGUGUGAAGAACUCAAAGCAGAAAUUGCACAGUUAAAAGCUUCAAUUCCACAAGCAGUAGCACGUGCAAAUGAUUCUAACACCAGUAAUGUAGAAGAGACUGUAAAUUUUUCUGAUGGAGAAAGCCUGAAACUACGCUCUCUUCGAGUGAAUGUUGGACAACUUCUAGCUACAAUCAUGCCUGAUCUAGACUUGCAGCAAGUAAAUUAUGAUAUUGAUGUAGUAGAUGAAAUUUUAGGACAAGUUGUAGAACAAAUGCAUGAAAUCAGUAGUACCUAA